AUAAGCCACUGGACUGGAGGAGGUGCAUAGCCUUCAGUGUAUCUCAACUGCUUGUCUGUGCUGAAGGAUCUGGUUUCACACACCUGUCAAUGUGCAUCCAGCCGCUGUGUGCUGUGUGGCUUUACACCAUAAUUUACAACUUCUGCUUCUGGACGUUAGUAGCGGCAGUGUUUCCCCUGAAGGAAGAGUAUGGAGCUGAAAAGCCAAACAUCAGGAUUUAGAUGAUGAAUGCUUGAUGUGUCAUGGUCACAGAGCAGCUGGAGAACCAGGAGAAUGAGCAGGCGAGCGCAGUCGAUGAUACACCUCAACAGGAUGUCGCAAGUGUGAGUUAUACGUUUUCUAAACUCUGUUUUCUUCUAUCGUGACUACAAGUAAAAUUUUGACAAAAAUUUUAUUAAACCCCAAAAAACUAAUAUUUGGCACAUUUAAUAAAAUUGGAAUAGAACGUAUUUUCAGUCACAUUUAUGGUUUGAUAUUGUAUUUUAUUUGAAUUUUUUGUGAAUAUUUGUGUAUUCUAUGAAUCUAUACUCAUCUAUACACAUGGUAGAUUAAGAGCCACUGGCGCAGUAUGGGAUGACACUGUAUGAAUAAUAUAUAUACAUGAGGUAACUCAAUGAGUGUAGAAUGUUGAAUAGGAUGGAGUUAGUGUUUCUUUGAGUCCUUCUCUUCAGGAGCUAAAGCGGUCCAUUAUGGAGCAUCUUCUGAAAAACCUGGACAAGCUUCUACCUUCCUGAUGGGUUACCAGCAAAAUGUCACCAUUUUUGUGAAGAUUACAAUGUACUGUCCAUCACCACAUGGUUUCACUCAAUGUUAUUGUGUAAAUUAAUGUAAAUGUUUGGGGGUUUUUUUCUUCAGAUUUCAGAUACGCUUACUGUUUUCUUUUCUUUUUUAUUUGUGAAACCAGUAAAUGUUUUCAUCCAGGUGCAGUUCUCUGCAGAUAAAUCCACCACCAUACACCACCAGUGCUCCAUUACAAACAACUGAGGCAGUUCUUUUGAUUCAAUCCUGUGCUUAAUUUUUAGGGACAUUCGUGCCUCCGGUCGUUUCCAAUGAAUGCGUUGUCUUUCCUAACACGGCCUCAAGUCUGGCCUACUUGGAUUAGUUGUCAACCAUGUGCCUAUUAUAAUAUAUAAACCAAAUGACCUGGAUAGGGCAGAUGCUAUCAGCCUCGGUGGUGAAAUCCGAGUGCCUCUUACAGUCAACGAGGCGUCUAGAAUGUCAGGAAUCACCGUUCUCAGUUUGUUCUCGUAUUAUUUUUGCAUCAUUAAUUUCAUGCUUGUCAGACUUGGGCCCACAUUGAGAUGACCUUCUCAAAGGUCAACUUUGAUUUACUGCAUCAAUAAUGGUACUGUGUUUAUGAUUAGAGCAUGAAUGUGUCCCUGCUCCCUGGCCACAGAUCGCAGACGUGUCCGUGGAGGUGGCCACUGUGGACCACACACUACGGAAUCUUUACAGAAGAUACAGGAAGAGCAGACGGAAGCCCAAGGGACUCCAGAGGCUGUUGGCCUACCUGUUAAAUAUCCGUCAUCUGGCUAUCAUCACCGCAGCAGUCAUCUUUGUGGUGGUGGUCAUUGUGUGGUCCCUUCUAUGGGUCUUCAUAUGUAAGUACAAUAGAUGUUUCACAGUUCAGCGGCGCUACAGAAUAAUGUCUCACUGUAACAAGAAUGUCUUUUAAAACUUUACCAAAAUCAAUGGUUUAGGUUGAGCAGUGGUCUGCAACCUGUGGUUCCUGAGCCACACGUGACCAUUUAACAUACAAUGGAUCAAAUUUAGUGUUAUUGUGCCUAAGACUAGGUAACAAAAUUGUGAGCCAUAUCAUGUUCCUGUGUCCUCCAAUCGCAAUAACUAUCCACCCCACAGGAAGGGCAGGUUUUCCUAACUAUAUUUUUUCUUUGUUAUACUUUGUUCUUCAUUUUACUGCAACACAUCAUGGACAUUUGUCUUGAUUUCUGUAGUCCGCAGAGAAAGCAACAGCGUGGCAUAUUUCGCUGGGAUGUUUCGUCUGGCCAACGUGGAGUAUAUCCCAGAGUACAGGCACACCGAGUCUGUGGAGUUUGUGUCAAUGGCGAGCAAAAUACAGCAUGUGGUAUGUGUCAGUGUGAGCUCUGUUAUUUGUACAGUGGUAAAUGUUAAAGCUGAGGGAGCCUCAGUGAUAAUUGUUGGUUUGCCCCAGGUGACCAGUGUGUACAAGAUGUCCUCAGUGGGCAAACUGCACAAGUACACUGUCAUCUCAGACCUCAGUAACAGUGAUGGCGGUGUGCUGGUACAUUUUUGGAUGCUGUUUGUGGUUCCUCAUAUAAAGAGCCCAGUGAUGUGUGAGGAAUGUGUGAGCGUCAUCUUCAGAGACUCGGUCCAGACGAGCCUGAAGAACAGAACCUCUGUGGGCUACCUGCUGAAUCUGCCGGUGGACAUCGACUCCAUCCUCAUCAACGCUGUUCAGCGCUCAGAUUACUCAUCAAACUCAGCAGGGUCACAGUGUGUAGAUAAGAUGUACGCCAACCUUCCUGGUGCAAAAGUCCCUUUAAACAUCUUUUCAUCCUGGGGAGGUUUGAGCUGCCACCUGAAGCUCACCGCUGUCCCCGGCUCUCUUAUCCGUCUGACCAUCACCAGUUUUCUCAUUGAGCCCACUGACUGUGUGAACGAUGCCCUGACUGUGUACGAUGCUCUGCUGCCCAUGAGAGGGCGCAUUCUCCACAGGCUGUGUGAAGCAGUGUCUAUGUCCCUGUCUCUGGUCUCUACGUCCAAUGUCAUGCUGCUGUCCUUUAGGAUGACAAGUGGCAACAAGAUUUUCAGAGGACACUUUGAGGCCAUAGCUGCAGAAGUUUGUAUGUCUCAAAUUGAGACAAAGUUGGAGCCUGACGACAGUCAGCAGAUCUACAGCCCCUUCCACCCCAGCCUGUUGCCCCCUCAGUGCUACUGCCUCUGGACAUUUACGACUUCUCACAUGGAUUUCGGAGUGGCACUGCAGUUCCAGAAUUAUGCACUAAAACCAAAAGACAUGAACGGCUGUGACCUCGGCUGGUGGAAGAUUAAUGAAGUCAUUUUCUGCGGCAGCUACGUGGGUUACAGCACAGUGUUUCGUAUCUCACACCAUAGUCCCGCAGUGGAAUUCCGUUGCAGCUCUCGAAACGCCGCUCCGCCGUUUCAGGCCACUUACAGCAGCUACAACAUCAGCCAACCCUGUCCCGAGAACCACUUCCUGUGCUCCACUGGUCUGUGUGUGGAGAAGAGCCGCCGCUGUGACGGUCUAGAUGACUGCCAGGAUGAGAGCGACGAGGUCUUCUGCUCGAGGCCUUCCAUGAAGUGUGGAGUCCAACAUCCUCCUCAUCCUCUGCUUAUGUGCAACGGAGAGAAAGAGUGCACUGAUGGGAGUGAUGAGCUCAACUGCACACAGGAAACAACCUGCUCUGAAAUCAGGUACCAUUGCAGCAGCGGCUCCUGCAUCUUGAAGAAGAACGCCAAAUGUGAUGGUGACCACGACUGCGCGGACCAGAGUGACGAGGCAGAUUGUGAUUGUGGUCGUCCCUCUCCGGUGAAGAAAGUGGGUUCAUCCAGUGGACAGGAGCGCAUCGUGGGGGGAGUGAACUCUGUGGAAGGGGAGUGGCCGUGGCAGGUCAGCCUCCACUAUUCAGGCAGCCUGUACUGUGGAGCUUCAGUCCUGUCCUCCACAUGGCUCAUCUCAGCUGCACACUGUUUCAGCAAGGACAGGUUGUCUGACCCUCGUCAGUGGAGCGCUCACCUCGGCAUGCUGACGCAGGGCAGUGCCAAAUACGUGGCGGAGAUCCAGCGAAUCGUAGUGCACGAGUAUUACAACGCCUACACAUUUGACUAUGACAUCGCUCUGCUGCAGCUGAAGAAGCCCUGGCCUUCUUCACUCAGCCCCUUGGUGCAGCCCAUAUGUCUGCCUCCCACAUCACACACCGUCAUGGAGAGUCACCACUGUUGGGUGACUGGGUGGGGGUACAAAUCAGAGGAGGACAAGGUUCUACCCACAGUUCUGCAGAAAGCAGAGGUUUCCAUUCUGACUCAGACCCAGUGUAAGAAGAGUUACGGCCCUGUCACAUCCCGCAUGCUGUGUGCUGGUGUCCCCUCAGGAGAGAGGGAUGCCUGCAGGGGUGACUCAGGCGGUCCUCUGACCUGUCAGACCCCAGGCAAAGGUCGCUGGUUCCUCAUUGGCAUUGUUAGCUGGGGAUCCGGUUGUGGGAGACCAAACCUGCCUGGAGUCUACACCAGGGUCACCAAGUUCAUCUCCUGGAUCUACAGCCAUAUCAGCUGACAUGAUGAACGAGGAACUGUUGCUCAUCGCCUGUUUGGAGCUAACAGUGAUAUGAGGACCCUGCCCAAAAGCCAACCUUGUGAAGUGUACUGCGUCUCUGGGCAUGGAUGCACUGCUGCACAGGAGGGAGACGGGGAGUUAAAGGAGCCCACCCAGUCUACAAGCCCCCCCAAAGAGGCCGCGGAUGGAGCACAGCAAAGGGUUGAGGGGAGGCGAGCUCCACCCUGUGGCUCCUGGAGGAGGUGGUUGUCAGGUCUCUUGCCCUUCCUUCCCUUCACCACUGCCAUUGCACUGACCCUUCACUAUUUAACAUCUCCGCCCUCCUCAGUGUUCUUCCUGGGGGGCAGCGUGGAGUUCCCAAACCUGAGCUUCUCCUCAGACCUGACUGACUCCACCUCCCCACAGUUCCGCCUGCAGGCUCAGGCUUUGAAGCAUUAUUUUUCAGAUCUCUACGAAUCCUCUCCUUGGAGCUCGUACUACCUGCACUCAGGGAUUACUGCCUUCAGUGAAGGAGCAGAGGGUCUCAAUGUCUUCUACUGGAGUAAAUUCUCUGCCCCGGACCAUGUCGCCACAGCCAUCAGGGCGUCCGACCCCGAGAGGCUGCAGCGGAGGCUUCCAGGCACCAACAAAGUACAGAGGGACAGUCGCAAUGAGCAUCGCUACUACAUGGAGCAGGAUGAAGACAUGCUCCACCUACUGGGUUUGGACCCCGAUGGCUUUGAUGAUGAAAAAUUUGGAAAGAAUAAGAAUCCAAAUAGCAUCCAAAAUGGGAAGUGGCAGCUUGGUUUCCAAGCAAUGUCCUUUGACCUUUACGCCAAAUACGGCAACAACCGCACUCUGAGCCUGGUGAGUCCUAAGAAGCCGUAUUACCAGUGGCGACUGCGGGUGCCGUCAGGUCACGUAGUUCGACUGGUUAUCCUCACCCUGCAUGGUGCCACGCCAGGAAGCUGCACUGCCCACAAGCUCUCCGCCUACGACUUCCUGCUUCCCCUACAGAACAAAAUCAUUGCCAGGUGGUGCGGGCUGCCUGUCUCGUCUAGUUCCUCCCCCGUCAUGAAGCUGACGUCCUCAGGAAACGUCAUGUUGGUCACCUUCUCCUUCAGCAGACAGAGAGACGGGGCCAUUUUCAAAGCAUACUUCCAGGCCAUCCCAAAAGCAAGUUGUGGAGGAUCCAUUUCUUCUUGGAACGGCUCCAUUUCCUCACCCUACUAUCCGGCCUAUUACCCUCCCAAUAUAGACUGUUUGUGGACACUGAGGGCGCCGUUGCCCGGAUACUUGAUCUCCGUGACAAUUGUAGUGAUGGAUAUUCUGGACUCAAUGUCGUCAGACGGCUGUGAGAAAGACUGGCUGGACAUAGGAGGAGUCAAACUGUGUAAUCCAAUAUCAGACAGCAGCAAAAAGCGAGUUUUCUCCUCUCCUCUGUCCCUUCACUUCCACUCUGAUGAAUCCCUCACUCACAAGGGCUUUCUCCUGCUCUACAGAGCCUUUUCCCCAGAGAGCACUUGUCCUCGCCAGUUUCGCUGUGGAGACGGACGCUGCAUCCCUCUGAGGAAGGUGUGUGAUGGAGUCAAAGACUGCUCUGAUGGACGGGAUGAGGCCAAAUGCUCCCACUGCAGACCUGGGGAGGUGUUGUGUGCUAACGGUGUGUGUAGACCUCAGGGCAGUCAGUGUGUGUGUGCAGAGAGCAGUGAGGAGGGGGCCUGUGGUAAAUGUUACCACAUGUGUCCCAACAAGGUGUGUUUGUCCAAGUCGUCAGUGUGUGACGGUGUGACUGACUGUAAAGACCGCAGUGAUGAGCUCAACUGUUCCAGAUCAUAUGUUAAAGGCUGCUCCUCGUCGUCCUACAAAUGUGCCAAUGGAAGGUGUGUCACUAAAGUCAACCCAGAGUGUGACGGACUCAGAGACUGCUUCGAUGGCUCUGAUGAGAUGCGCUGUGGCUGUGGCACUAGGCCCAGGAAGCGUACAAAGAUAGUAGGAGGCUCUGAUGCUGCAGCGGGGUCGUGGCCUUGGCAGGUCAGCCUCCAGAUGGAACGUUACGGCCAUGUUUGUGGAGGAACGCUGGUUGGCAGCCGCUGGCUUAUUUCUGCCGCUCACUGUUUCCAGGACUCAGAGGCCAUUAAAUACUCAGAUGCUCGUGCGUGGAAGGCCUACAUGGGAAUGCGGGUGAUGACUGCCACCAACAACGGAGCAGCCGCCAGAAAUAUCCGGCGCAUCCUCAUCCACCCUCAGUACGACCAGUUCACCUCCGACUACGACAUCGCCCUGCUGGAGCUCAGCAGCGCCAUCUUCUUCAAUGACCUGGUGCAGCCCGUGUGUGUGCCCGCUGCCUCCCACAGCUUCACCACAGGGACCAGCUGCUACGUCACGGGCUGGGGAGUGGUCAUGGAGGACGGUGAACUGGCCUCUCGUUUACAAGAGGCUUCAGUGAAGAUCAUCAGCAGAAACACCUGCAACAAGUUCUACGACAACGCUGUGACUCCCAGGAUGAUGUGCGCUGGGAACCUGCAGGGAGGAGUGGACGCCUGCCAGGGCGACUCGGGCGGUCCUCUGGUCUGUCUGGAGCGAGGCAGGAGGUGGUUCCUGGCUGGGAUCGUGAGCUGGGGCGAGGGAUGUGCCCGACAGAACCGCCCUGGUGUUUACACACAGGUGGUAAAGUUCAGUGACUGGAUCCAUCAACAGACUAAAGGACAGGUGUGAUCGAACACAGCAGUUGACACGAUGUGAACACAGGAGACAGAGAGGGGACAGAGGGUGAUGUCGUCGUGCUGUUGUCAUGGUUAGUGUGACAUCACAGGUAAACACUAUUUCAGAGAGUUUCUACUGCACGGGUGCCAGAGGUGGAGGUCAUUAUUGCUGCCAUACAAAUAAGCUUCUGUAAAAUCUCUUCCUGAACACGAGUGUAUGUUUUUCAACCACUGACAUGGACAAAAACUUCCAUCUUCAACCCAUCUGUUAGAAUUCUUCUCUUAGAUACAUUAAUCAUUUCACAAUUUCUCACUGUGCCGUGGGUUUUCUGUUCACAAAUGAUGUGGGCCAGCAUUUACUGACCACUUCCUGUUUUCUCUACAGUUAAAUACACUAUUUCCUUUUCCCCUUUUCCCAUUAUAAAUUGUAAAUUAUUAUAAAAACAAUAAUGUCAAAAUAGUGAACAAAAUUCACACAUUUUUUUGACAUCUCCAUGACUGUGAAGAGAGUGUCUUUUCAUACAGUUUCCUUGUUCUCCCAACAGUCCAAUAACAUGUAGGAUUAGAUUUGUUUUAACACUAACACUUUACUCUUGAUAUGAGACUCAGUCUGAUUGGUCGUCUGUCUCUACAUGUGGCCAUGUGAUGAACUUCUACGCCUAAGAGUAACUUGGACAGCUCAUCGUGCUUGUGUGCGUGAGUGAAACCACGUCAGGUCCAACGUUGAUCACACCCCGGUUUGUUACCAUUUAAGGUCAUUCCCCAGAUCAGUCAUGUUACUGAACGUCAGAUAUGUGAACAAGUGUUUUUACCCACAGCUCCAUUUGUCUAAGUACUGUAUUUGACACUUGUGUGGACUUGUGUGGACAAGUCUGAGUACUGCUUUGGUACUGUAUAUGUAUGUGUGUAUUUGUAUAUCAUGUUUUUUUUUUUGAAUAAUAGCCUUAUGUUGAAAAAUAUAUAUAUUCUGUAGAGGAGUGAUGCAGAGGAAAAGGUGAAAAUAUAUUGUUUUAUUUCAGAUUUAAGCUGAUGAUUUUUUUGUGUGUGUUUAUCUUCACACUGUAGCUCUUCAUCUUUUCACCUCUUCCUCUCUUCAGCUCUGUCCUGCAGCUCAGUGGUUUUACAGCUAUGAUGCAGGUGACGACGCUGCUGCUGCUGCUUCUGUGAAUGGAAGUCAUUAGAUGUUUAGGAGGAAACACUUUAUGAAAACACUUAAAUUUACCUGCCACUUCAUCAGGUACCCUUUGUCUCUUCAUUCAGCAAUUUCAACAAAAUGGCAUUUGUCAGAUUCACUUCUUUGACAUUACACAAUGUUUGAGACCCACUAAGUACAGGAUGCUUGUAGGGGAAUGGAUACUCAGUCCAGACCCUGGACCUGGACCAACAUUCUGACGCUCAGUUUACACUUCAACAGGUCGUCUAGGUCAGACCUGCUGCCGUGUGAUUGGAUGAUUAAAUAUUUGCCUCAGUUAGCCGUUGAUGUACCUGAUAAAGUGGCCUGACCUUUUCCCUCAUGCAACACACACCACCACCAUGUGGACAGAAUGUAGCAUUGCGCCUGUGACAGGAAGGAUGCACCUUGCUUCCAAACAUGUGAUAAUUGAAAUCUUAGGUAUGAGUAAAAUGCAACCUGUCUGGAGCAGCAGCUCGACAUGCAUUUGUAAACAAACUAUUUUUAAUCUAAUCAUUUAAUUAUUGCCAAGUCAACUAAAACCAUGUUUUUUUCCUGUAGAGAUCAACACAGAAGAUCAACUGCUUUCAUCCCAUCUUCUCAUUGGUCGUGAACACUCUUUGAAAUCUUCUGCUGUUCUUCCAGUCUGACAGCUCCAUCUCUCCUCAUCCUUUGUCUUGUGUGACAUCCAUGAUCAUCUCAUCCUCACCUCUCUAACUUUAUCUCCCAGCAGCUGCUCUACAGUAAAUCUUUUCUCACCCCCCAGAUAAUCACUCCGAAUGACAAAUGAUUCCAGAUAAUUGCCCCAUACUAACCUGUCUGUCUGUUACCUGCCAUGUUUCUGUUUUCUCUGGCUGCCGGAGAAACGCCGCUCUUUUAUUGUUCUUGGAGGAAAGCCUGCCAGAUUUGUGGCUCUGCCAAUCGUGAAGAACGUGACGGGCAGGUUAUUGUUGAUGAGAAAAACACUCGUUCACCCUGAAUGCCUACGUGCGGAUCAUCCCAUCUACCAGUCCAGAGCACAGGCGAACAUUAACGUGUUGCACCAUCAUCGUCUGACAGAUGCUGCGCCUCUCAUC
This is a messenger RNA of Cynoglossus semilaevis (tongue sole), 9207 nucleotides long. RefSeq lists its product as uncharacterized. The record is from RefSeq and is a predicted model, not a curated record. Lineage: Eukaryota; Metazoa; Chordata; Actinopteri; Pleuronectiformes; Cynoglossidae. The transcript has 34 exons. Gene Ontology annotation, biological process: proteolysis. Gene Ontology annotation, molecular function: serine-type endopeptidase activity; protein binding.